Kickxella alabastrina is the source of this 876-nucleotide messenger RNA. RefSeq lists its product as uncharacterized. NCBI's taxonomy places the organism in Eukaryota, Fungi, Kickxellomycota, Kickxellomycetes, Kickxellales, Kickxellaceae. The coding region runs from base 8 to 553 and encodes 181 amino acids. The record is from RefSeq and is a predicted model, not a curated record. The transcript has a single exon.
AUUCAAAAUGCUUACUAUUACUUUUCCUCUCCCGCCUCCCCCACCAACGGCAUCCACCAAGCUGCCCUCAUUUGAGAUUUGUAACGUCAACUGGGAGGAGCUGGCUAUACCAAUUAUCCUCAUUUCUGUAUUUGUGUUUACUUUUAUUGUUAUUUACCUUUAUCGUUUGGCCACAGCACCAAAGGCCAAUGCCAUUUCCACUAUGCCUGGUGGUAUUUUUGCCGCCACCGCCGAUGAUACUGAUAAUGGCGUCGACGCUAAUUCUCCUGAUGAUGCUGAUUAUUCUGCCCCCACAGAUGAUGCCGAUUAUGCCGCCGCCGCUAAUGCAAUUCCGACUGCCAGACGCAGCUAUAGAUCCUAUCUCGCGGAAAUAGCAGGAUUGGACCCAUCAGAUUGUGAAGGAUGCAAUACUGAGCUCACUGAUGAGUCCGAUAACGAGCUCGAUGCCCUUUUUGCUUUCUAUGCUGCUGAAGAUGCCAAGCGGGAUGCUGAAAAUGCCAGCUAUUAUGCUGAGCAAGCCAUGGAACUGGAUGAUAUUAUCGCCAGUUUGUAACUCAGCCAUUAUUGAUUCAAGAAUAGGUAAUGCUACAGUUGACUUUUGAACUCGAUGCUGCUACAACCAAGGUUCUUUGCUGUAUAUUGUUUGCUACAAGUAAUGCUGUGCAUGUUUUUCUGCCUGUUUCUAUAUCCCUGUUUAUUGUUCAAUUCGCCUUUUCUUUGAUGUAUUUAGAGGCGCUGGCUGCCUCAUCAUACAUACUACUGAUAAAUGCCGUCUGCUCCACUCGUUCGCUGUCCCUGAAGUGGCCGGUGAGGUGCUCUAUCAGAAGAAAGCUUUCCUGAUCUUGUCUCCGAACCCGACACCAGUGACAGACUCCA